AUGAAGUACGAAACGCAGUCAGGUCCGCCAACAGCGCCGCCGCAUCUAACAUCGUCUGGGGUUGAGCCGCCUCACAGCAGUCAAGGGACAGGCAUCGUCGUCGGUGGUUCGCCCGCGGAGGUUGUCGGAGUGGACAGUUUACUGCUGUCGCCAUGGGGAGCGACUGGUCCGGACUUUCUGGAGCCUCCCGACGUCAAGCAAACGGCAGCUGGUCUGCAGGAUGCAUGGGACACCCUUCUUCUCGGUUCGUCGGUCGGCGUUGCCUCGGCCCAAUCGUUGGCAGAAUUGAAACCUCUUCCACCCUUCACCGGCUAUACCGGACAUUUGAGCAUCAACGGUAUACCUGGUCAUCACUAUCACACGAUAGCGUCGUCCGCGCAGAGACCGUCGCUACCAUCCUCAUCGCCGACGUCCUCGUCGAAUCAAGAGUAUUACGAGUCACCGGUCGUAUCCUCCAGCACGCCGUGCCCGCAGGGUAGCCAAAAGCAGCAACAACAGCAACAACAACAACAGCAACAACAACAACAGCAACAACAACAGCAUCAUCAACAUCAGCAGCAGCAGCAGCAGCAGCAACAGCAGCAGCAACAACAGCAACAGCUGCCACAGUCGACGCAACAAGUGGACUACGAUAUCGAAGAUAUAGCAGAGAUCAUUGGUUCGGCGAUAGCGGACACGACGGUUCCUGGUGGUGGAAACGGGGCAGGUUCGGAGCACGACCCGGACGCGUCGCGCGAUUGGAUCGACAUUGCCGAGUGGAUCGAUACAGCAUGUUCGCCGAAAGCUCAAGAAACUACGUCGCCAAGCCCGUAUUCGCAGAUAUACGGGACGGCGACACCUUCGACGCAAGCACAGCAGCACGGCUCGACCUUGCAGAGUUUGCUGACGCAUGGAUACGCGCCGCUGAUCAACGCCAGGUUGCAAUCCGCGAAUGCCGGCCUACAAAAUGCAUCCUGCGGCGAGACUCCGUCGUCGACGAGCCCCUACCCACCUGUCAGUCCACCUGGUAGAGUCUCAACCUCGUGCAGUCCCGAUCAUUUGCUGCACUCGUCCUUCGCGGCACCUUCUCACCCCAGAAAGAGGUCACGGCCUGCCCCAGGCUCGCAGAAUCCGUCGAAGAAGAGUCCAGGCACGGGGGCGACGGCACUACCGUACGGAACGGAAUCUGGCCUGAUAGGCGGCAAGGAGAAGCCGGUGCAUAGGUGUUCCAUCUGCAACAGAGGAUUUCUAAACAAGAGCAAUAUCAAGGUGCACUUGAGAACUCAUACGGGCGAGAAGCCGUUUAGGUGCGAAGUAUGCGGCAAAGCGUUCAGGCAGAAGGCGCACCUCAUUAAACACCAACAGAUUCACAAAAGGAUCGGCAGGGAUUAG
Messenger RNA from Bombus pyrosoma, 1371 nucleotides. RefSeq names its product ichor (gene ich). NCBI's taxonomy places the organism in Eukaryota, Metazoa, Arthropoda, Insecta, Hymenoptera, Apidae. The transcript has 2 exons. Gene Ontology annotation, molecular function: DNA-binding transcription factor activity; RNA polymerase II cis-regulatory region sequence-specific DNA binding. The record is from RefSeq and is a predicted model, not a curated record. Gene Ontology annotation, biological process: regulation of transcription by RNA polymerase II. Bases 1 to 1371 code for a protein of 456 amino acids.